GACAGUUCAGUCUAUAUUUGAUUGCUGUGUUGGUUGUUUGCUUCUGCUUUCCUCUCAGAACAUGAAGUAGAUAUCACUAGGUUUCAGUUAGUUACAUACAUCUUUGUGGAUUGAACUACGGCUGCUUGCUAGCUGAACAAAUACAAAGUUGGUUUAGUCUUGUGUGAAUAGCUGUUUUAUAGCCCAGACUUGUAGGGGUAAGCAAAAAGUCACUCAGUGUUCCUACUGUUAAGCAGUAGCAUUCAGAUCAAACUUUCUUCUAGACUUUUUGUUAUUAAUGCUACAUUUCAAACUUCAGGUCCACACAAUGUCUUGAAAUGUGUUUAAUGAAUUUUUGAUAUUGGGGAAGUGAGAAUGACUGUACCAUGUUUAACAAAUUCCUCUAGUUGAGGUGGAUGUUCUUGUUGAGAAUUUAGGGUAAUUUCUCCAAAAAGCCCAAAAGUCACCCUGAAUUGCUGAAGUGUCGUCUGUUUUAGUACAUCAAAGCAGAUUAGUGCCUAAUUCUUGGGAGAAAAUGUUGGCUUUUGUACUAAUCUUGUUGAGUUUCCCAUAGAGCCGCUAACAUGUUUUGCAGCUUCUUGUAAGAAAUACUUGAGUAAGGCCAAAGGAUGAUCCCUCCUAGUUGUUUGUGUUUGGUACUGGUCAGAAGUUCAUGCCUAGGCAAUGCUGUUGUAAGAGUUUUCUUGGAGGCAUUUUCGGUCGUGUUUGUGAGAUUGAUGUUAUUCUUAAUGAUGCUGAAACACGAAAAACAGCAGAAAUCAAAACAGAAGAUGGUAAAGUAGAAAAGCAUUUUCUCUUCUAUGAUGGAGAAUCUGUGUCGGGAAAGGUGAACGUCUCCUUUAAGCAGCAUGUGAAGAGACUAGAGCACCAAGGAAUUAGAAUUGAAUUCGUAGGACAAAUUGAACUCUUCAAUGACAAAAGCAAUACCCAUGAAUUUGUAAACUUAGUGAAAGAACUGGCCUUACCCGGAGAACUGACCCAACACAGAAGCUAUGACUUUGAAUUCAUGCAGGUUGAAAAGCCAUACGAAUCCUACAUUGGUGCCAACGUCAGACUGAGGUAUUUUCUAAAAGUGACAAUAGUGAGACGACUGUCAGACUUGGUGAAAGAGUAUGAUCUGAUUGUUCACCAGCUUGCUACAUACCCAGAUGUAAACAACUCCAUUAAAAUGGAAGUAGGCAUUGAAGACUGUCUUCAUAUAGAAUUUGAAUACAAUAAGUCAAAGUAUCACUUAAAGGAUGUGAUUGUUGGAAAAAUUUAUUUCCUCUUAGUGAGAAUAAAGAUUCAGCACAUGGAGUUGCAGCUGAUCAAAAAGGAGAUUACUGGAAUUGGACCCAGUACCACAACAGAGACUGAAACCAUUGCAAAGUAUGAAAUAAUGGAUGGUGCACCAGUUAAAGGUGAAUCGAUUCCUAUAAGACUGUUCUUAGCAGGCUAUGACCCAACUCCAACAAUGAGGGAUGUGAACAAAAAAUUUUCAGUGAGGUACUUCUUAAAUCUAGUGCUUGUGGAUGAAGAAGACAGACGAUACUUCAAACAGCAGGAAAUAAUUUUAUGGAGAAAAGCUCCUGAGAAGCUGAGGAAACAACGAACAAACUUUCACCAGCGAUUUGAAUCUCCAGAAUCACAAGCAUCUGCUGAGCAACCUGAAAUGUGAACUGGUAUAACAUGAAAAACUUUGCGAUGCUUCAGCAGGUUAAAGAUGGCAGCAGCCUGUGGGAAAAGAAGGCCAAAAUUCCCAUUACAACUGUCUUCCUUCAUCUUGCAGUGCUGCAUUUACCAUACUACUAAAGCGUUCUUCAGUUAAACAUUCAAGUAUGUAUAUACAUUUAAAAUAAAGUGCUUUCUCAAACACUGGAACUUUCUUAAGCUACUAUUUUAUACUGCACAUUUACUUUUAUUUGAUAAUGUUAUAUGCACUUGGCUAUGCAUAAGCUUAAAUCUAGUUAUUUCCAUGCAUGGUAGGCUGGUAUAUUUGAUUUUUUUGCUGACCACCUAUACAGUGUAGACUAAAGCAUUUCCCUUCUCUCAUGUUGUUUAUUGCAUGUUUCUUUCCAAUGUUGCUUAUUUGCAUUUGUUUUGUUCUGAAACUACAGUAAGACACAAUUGACUAAAUCACACUAAAAAUUGAAGUUCAUGGUGAAUUUGUCCUAAGACUUCUAAUUACUGUGUUAGACAGGGUUUAACUGAAACUGCAUGUAUAUGCACUAUGCCUAUGAUAACUGUGGAGCCUUCAGACACCUUACCAAGGUUGCUAAGAAGUUUUGAAUCUGUCAGUAGCAAAGAAUGUUAGGAAACAUCUUUGCCUUCCCUCCCCCAGUUCUCUCCCUAUCAUACAUCUCUAAGCUUUUUAUGUGAGUCACUCCUGGUGUUUGGGGGUUCGUUGCCCAGUUAACUGGUGACUAUAGCGAUGUUGUCAUGAUUUCACCUUCAGGUGACGAGCGGGUAAAGUAUUUUAACGUAAUUAUCUCAUAUCGAUUAAAUAAAUGCUGGUAACAUUAUUUCACAAAUACAUGAAACUGGGUGGUUCCUCCUGGCUCUGUGCUUCCACUGUCUUCACAGUCUGUCUCCUUGCUGUCCUGACAGGAGAGGCAAAACGUCCUCAAAGUCCAUCUGGGCCUGUUAUGAGGGCAAACAAGCUUUUUGUGGUAUUACGGAAAAGUAUCUUGAAGCCAGGCGAGCCUUAGAACUGUUAGAAGCUUGUCUGGCACAGCAGAUCAUUUGUCUUAAUCAUCUCAUGCAUUUAAGUGUUUGAAGAAAUAGCUUAAAGGAGUUAGCUUUCAUCUAGUCACAACUGACCAUGUAGUCUGUUAUCAGACGUGUGGCUUGGGCAUAAAGCAAAGCCUGCUGUGUGGAAGGCUACUUGCGCUUGUAGUUCACUUGGCCUUUAAACCAAGACUGCUCAACUCCAGUGCAAGUGUCAUUGGUAACCUUACUUUAUGAGUAAGUAAAUAAUCGAAUUACAUUUCUGUAAGAACUGUUUUAUUACUGUGGCACUUUGAUAAAGCAGACAAAGACUCUGUGUACUUUAUGCUAGGAUACUUCUACCGCGGAUAUCUUUGAAUGAGAGCAAAUUUAACUCCCUCAUGUAAGUGCCUGUUCAGAAAUUUAAAGAAUUAAUUAAAAAGCCAAAUAUUUUCAUGGUCACUUGCAUGUUGUAAUCUGGAAAUGAUUCCAAGAGAUUUUGAAAACUUGAUUGUAUUUAACCAGCCUCAGAUUGUGCAACCAUGUAUAAUAAACGGGAAACAUCCUGAGCUGCUCUUUGAUUUAUUAAAACAGCUGUAUUCUCACUAA
Messenger RNA from Athene cunicularia (burrowing owl), 3294 nucleotides. RefSeq names its product VPS26, retromer complex component A (gene VPS26A). The record is from RefSeq and is a predicted model, not a curated record. The transcript is spliced from 9 exons. Gene Ontology annotation, biological process: retrograde transport, endosome to Golgi; intracellular protein transport. NCBI's taxonomy places the organism in Eukaryota, Metazoa, Chordata, Aves, Strigiformes, Strigidae. Gene Ontology annotation, cellular component: retromer complex; endosome. The coding region runs from base 653 to 1657 and encodes 334 amino acids.